ACUCGCCUUCGCGCUCCUCUAGCCCAUGGAGCUAAUUCUGGCUCCACUUGUUGCUCGGCCCAGAAGUCGAUUGGACUAUUAAGCCCAGGAGUUGCUUUGGGGACGGCUGGAAGUGCAAUGUCUUCCAAGUUCUUCCUAAUGGCUUUGGCCAUAUUUUUCUCGUUCGCCCAGGUUGUAAUAGAGGCCAAUUCUUGGUGGUCGCUAGGUAUGAAUAACCCUGUUCAGAUGUCAGAAGUAUAUAUCAUAGGAGCGCAGCCUCUCUGCAGCCAACUGGCAGGACUUUCUCAAGGACAGAAGAAACUGUGCCACUUGUAUCAGGACCACAUGCAAUACAUCGGAGAAGGUGCGAAGACAGGCAUCAAAGAGUGCCAGUAUCAAUUCCGACAUCGAAGAUGGAACUGCAGCACCGUGGAUAACACCUCUGUUUUUGGCAGGGUUAUGCAGAUAGGCAGCCGCGAGACGGCCUUCACGUAUGCGGUGAGCGCCGCGGGGGUGGUGAACGCCAUGAGCCGGGCGUGCCGCGAGGGCGAGCUGUCCACCUGCGGCUGCAGUCGCGCUGCGCGCCCCAAGGACCUGCCUCGCGACUGGCUGUGGGGCGGCUGCGGCGACAACAUUGACUAUGGCUACCGCUUCGCCAAGGAGUUCGUGGACGCGCGCGAGCGGGAGCGCAUCCACGCCAAGGGCUCGUACGAGAGCGCGCGCAUUCUCAUGAACCUGCACAACAACGAGGCUGGCCGCAGGACGGUGUACAACCUGGCUGACGUGGCCUGCAAGUGCCACGGGGUGUCCGGCUCGUGUAGCCUCAAGACAUGCUGGCUGCAGCUGGCGGACUUCCGCAAGGUGGGUGACGCCCUGAAGGAGAAGUAUGACAGCGCGGCGGCCAUGCGGCUCAACAGCCGGGGCAAGCUGGUGCAAGUGAAUAGCCGCUUCAACUCACCCACCACACAGGAUCUGGUUUACAUCGACCCCAGCCCUGACUACUGCGUGCGCAACGAGAGCACAGGCUCGCUGGGCACACAGGGCCGCCUGUGCAACAAGACGUCGGAGGGCAUGGACGGCUGCGAGCUCAUGUGCUGUGGCCGCGGCUACGACCAGUUCAAGACCGUGCAGACCGAACGCUGCCAUUGCAAGUUCCACUGGUGCUGCUAUGUCAAGUGCAAGAAGUGCACAGAGAUCGUGGACCAGUUCGUGUGCAAGUAGUGGGCGCCACUGGCACCCAGUCCCACUCCCAGGACCCACUUAUUUAUAGAAAGUACAGUGAUUCUGGUUUUUGUUUUGUUUAUAAUAUUUUUUAUUUUUCCCCAAGAAUUGCAACCGGAACCAUUUUUUCUCUGUUACCAUUUAAGAACUCUGUGGUUUAUUAUUAAUAUUAUAAUUAUUAUUUGGCAGCAGUGGGGGGUGGAAACCUAGAAAAAUAUUUAUUUUGUGGAUCUUUGAAAAGGUAAUACAGGACUUCUUUUGAUGGUAUAGGAUGAGGGGGAAAUAGUACAUACCCUAACUUAGCUGUGUGGACAUAGUGCACAUCCAAAGGUAAAGAAAUACAUUUUUUUCCUCAUAUAUGGGGUCAUAUGGGAAUGGGUAGCAUCCAACUGAAUGAGGGUGGUGCAAAUCUAUGCACAAUUCAACUUCUGUGACCAAAAUGAGUUAUAACUGCUCUGUUGCAAGGUAAGCAAUCUUGAGAAAAGAACCCCCCAGAAAAGACUCCCUUCCCUGGGGGCUGCCAGCCUGCUUUAUACUUUUUCAAAAUAGUAAUUCAAAAUAAAUAAGGGCAAGAAUCUCAUAUUUUCAAGAAGAAAGGUAUACCCCAUGUCUCAUUCUUCUCAAAUAUACCAUCUGGAGAAGGUCCUAUUCUCAUAACUCAUGAAACUUAAGAAGCAGGGAACAUUAUCUAGAAAUAAAAAAUUUCAAACUCCUAUAUGAAGAUGAAGAUUGUUGGAAUUAGGAUUUCAGAUUGGAAAAAGAUUCCCCAAUGAUUAUGGACACUAGAUUUCUCUGAGGGGAGGGGGGCUAUGGGGAGGAAGUGGCUUGAAUAUAAAGGAAAAUAUCCUGUAAUUUUCUUAGGGAUACUUGGUUAAUAAAUGAUAAUACUGAAAAUAAUACAUGAAUUCCGUUCAUAGACUCUAAGCCCAAACAACAAGGUAACUGCAUGCAGUUCAGCACUGCACAGAGCAGAAAACCUAUUUGAGGAAAACAGUGAAAUCCACUGUCCUGGUAGACUUCAGCCCUUUCUGGUUCCUCCGUGCUGUGAUGUGAUAUGAUGCUGGCCAUGUUUUCAAAUAGCAGUGCCACUGGGUCCCCUUUGGUUGCAGGACAGGAAAUGAAACAUUAGGAGCUCUGCUUGGAAAACAGUUUGCUACUUAGGGAUUUUUUUUUCUGAAACUUUUAUUUUGAGGAGCAGUAGUUUCAUAUGUUUUAAGGACAUUCUGAUGGAGUUCACAGAGGUGUUGUAGCGGUUCACUGUGAGGAUCCUGUGUUCAGACUAUCCACUCAAGCUUUUCCUAUUAUACUGCAGGUGUACCCUAAAACUGUUCCUCGCGUACUUGAACAGUUGCAUUUAUAAGAGGGGAAGUGUGGUUUAAUGGUACCUGAUAUCUCAAAGUCUUUUGUACAUAGCAUAUAUAUAUGUGUAUAUAUAUAUGUGUAUAUAUAUGCAUAUACACAUAUACAUAAAUAUAAGUGUAUCUCAGUGCAGCCAGUGACUUAGAUUUUCAGUUUAUUCUGGGGUUAUUUCUCAGUCUAGUGCAUUGUCCUCCUUCACUGCAAUCCAGCUGGGGUUUUUCCAAAAGUUUUUUGAGUCUUGAGCUUGGGCUGUGGCCCUGCAGUGAUUAAAUCUUGAGCACUACGAAGCAACCUUGUUUCUGAGGAAGCUUGGAGUUCUGACUCACUGAAAUGCAUGUUGGUUUGGAGAUUUCUUUUCUCUUUCCCUCUCCACCCCCUUUCCUCCAGCCCCCAUUUCUGUAUACUUUGUGGCGAGGGCAUUAUUUGUUCAUCAUAGACAUGAACAUUAAAAAAUACUCAAAGAUCAGAAGCAUCAGCAAUGUUUCUCUUUUCUUAGUUCAUUCUGCAGAGUGGAAACUGGUGCCUGCUAGAUUUGGUAGUACUACUUUGAAUCCCUAUGGAAAAUACAGCCCAUUACAUAGAUAGAUAGCUAGUUACAGAAAUGUUUAAAAGCAAGGACACCUCUUUCCAAAAAGUGCCAUCAAAUGUGUUCUUAUCUCAGACUUACACUGUCUUAAAAGUUCGGAAAGAUACACGUCUUUUGUCCCCAUCAUAGGCUGCAUGGCCUUCAGAUCACCUCAGCCAACUGUGGCUCUUAAUUUAUUGCACAAGGAUGUCCACUUCCCCUCUGCUGCAGCAAGUUGCUAGCAAAAGAUCUUGAAAGUAAAAAGCACUAAUUAGUUUUAAAUGUCACUUUUUUGGUUUUUAUUAUACAAAAACCAUGAAGUACUUUUUUUAUUUGCUAAAUCAGAUUUUGUUCCUUUUUAGUGAUUCAUGUUUAUGAAGAGAGUUGAGUUUUAACAAUCCUAGCUUUUAAAAGAAACUAUUUAAUGUAAAAUAUUCUACAUGUCAUUCAGAUAUUAUGUAUAUCUCCUAUGGCCUUUAUUCUGUACUUUUAAUGUACAUAUUUCUGUCUUGUGUGAUUUGUAUAUUUCACUGGUUUAAAAAACAAACAUCGAAAGGCUUAUGCCAAAUGGAAGAUAGAAUAUAAAAUAAAAUGUUACUUGUAUAUUGGUAAGUGGUUUCAAUUGUCCUUCAGAUAAUUCAUGUGGAGAUUUUUGGAGAAACUGUGAGGGAUAGUUUAGGAUGACUACAUGUCAAAGUAGAAGAGUGGAGAAUUUUACCAAAACCAAACUAUUUGGAAGCUUCAAAAGAUUUCUAUAUGUAACAGAACAAAAGGGGAAUUCUCUUUUCCUAUAUGUGUUCCUCAAAAGAAAUCAAGCAGAUGGUUUAAAGCUGGUUAUAGGAUUGCUCACAUUCUUUUAGCAUUAUGCAUGUAACUUAAUUGUUUUAGAGCGUGUUGCUGUUCUAACAGCCCAGAGAGGCACGAAAAGGCGCAUGCUUUUAUCUAUGACCAGAUUUUUAGUCCAAAAAAAAAAAAAGUGUCUUUGUGUUUACUGCAACUAUUGCACCUCUCUAUUUGAAUUUACUGUGGACCACUUGUGGUGUAUCUAUGCCCUUUGAGAGCAGUGUUUGUAAAAAGAAAGCCUCAGUCUUCAGAAAAUGAAAAUUCAUUGGAAACGAAAGGUUCAUUGUGUUAAACGCAAUUAAUAUGAAUUCUUGUGCUUUACAGAAAUGUACCCUGAAAUCUGGACAGCGCUGCCUAGAUAGAUACAUUAGCCCUUUGCUUUUUUUUUUUUUUUUCUUUCUGGAUAACCUUGUAACAUGGUGAAACCUUUUAAGGAUGCCAAGAAUGCAUUUUUCCACAAAAAACAGUAGACUAACAUAUAGAAUGUUUAAAAUAGCAUUUCUGAGCAAAUUCAAAUGCUUGUGGUUCUAGGACUCACAUCUGUUUCAGUUUUUCCUCCGUUGUAUAUUGACCAGUGUUCUUUAUUGCAAAAACAUAUACUCGAUUUAGCAGCGUCAGCGUAUUUUUCCCUCUCAUCCUGGAGUGCAUUCAAGAUCUUAAUAUAGGAAAAUUAACAAAAAAGUUUAUAUAUAGGCAGCAGCAAGCAGAACCCUGUUCAUAAUAGUCACUAUGGGCUCCAGUAAAAAGUAGGUUUUAAGUUUGAGUCCAGUUGAUCUGUUCUGUGAGCUACUAACUUCCUGAGACUGGCAUUCUCUAUGUUUUAGUAGCCUACCCAAACUCUUUUCUCAGAUGAUUUUGCCAAUCCCAAUUUUCAGUUUGUUUUUACAAAACUAUUCAAGCCACCGGAAUGAUCAAAUAUGAUGCUAAAGUAGGAUAAGCACUCCAAAUAAGAGACUGGUACGAGCUAACUACCAGAGAUCAUUUGGAAAAACAGUCCCCAAAGACUGAGGGGUCCACAAUAUACAUAUAUAGAGAGAUAGAAAAGUUACUUAUAACUUGAAGCAUAUAUUUAACGCAAAUACGCACCAAGGCACAGGUCUGAAAAUACUGCAUUAUCACUGUAAACUGUACUUAUAAAAUAUUUAUUUUUUUUAUUAAAAAUAUUUUCUAGUCUUCUCUCUCUUUAUGGAAUGGUGAAAAUGAGAUGCCAUGUUUUGAAAGUAAGAGGAUGAAAUGCAUUUUUAAUUCAGGGAACAUGGGAAUUAAAACUUUAAAAAGGGAUCUGUUAAUUUACCUGUUCACACAAACUUUACAGUUAAAUCUGAUGAUUGGAUGAUAUUUUAGUGAAGCAUCAUCUUGUGAACCAACUUUUAAAAAUGGAUAUAGAAUGAUUACAAGUUGGUAUGAUUUUUUUAAAGAGUAUCAAUUUGAAUCUAGAAGAUUGAAUUAAAAUGCUGUCUCAGUAUUUCAAAAGAAAAAAAAAGAAUGGAGGAAAAUUGCAUCUUAGACCAUUUUUAUAUGCAGUGUACAAUUUGCUGGGCUAGAAAUGAGAUAAAGAUUAUUUAUUUUUGUUCAUAUCUUGUACUUUUCUAUUAAAAUCAUUUUAUGAAACCCA
Messenger RNA from Carlito syrichta (Philippine tarsier), 5582 nucleotides. It is a transcript of the gene WNT5A, whose product is annotated as Wnt family member 5A. Gene Ontology annotation, cellular component: extracellular region. Lineage: Eukaryota; Metazoa; Chordata; Mammalia; Primates; Tarsiidae. The transcript is spliced from 5 exons. Gene Ontology annotation, biological process: neuron differentiation; canonical Wnt signaling pathway; multicellular organism development. The record is from RefSeq and is a predicted model, not a curated record. Gene Ontology annotation, molecular function: frizzled binding; cytokine activity. Bases 118 to 1200 code for a protein of 360 amino acids.